CACAAGCCAACGAUUUUCCAAGGCAAUAAACGUUCUUCGAAAGCUAUGAAAAGAGGAGAAAAUUUGGAAUCCAUCCCAACUGAUCUCAUUAUGGAGAUUUUCUCGAGAUUGCCGGCAAAGUCAGUCGCUAGGUUUCGUACCCUUUCGAAGCUAUGGGGGUCCAUGCUUUACCGUCCAUAUUUCACCGAGUUGUUCUUGACCAAGUCCUCCACUCGUCCACGUCUCUUAUUUACGGUCGAACGAGGCAAUGAGUGGCUCGUCUUCUCGUCCCCUCAGCCUCAGAAUCGAUAUGAUAAGUCGUCUCAUGUAGUAGCUGCAACUUUUCAUAUGAAGUUCCUCGGAAACAUAAACAGCUAUGUUUGUUCUGGUGGUUUGAUCUAUAUUUCUAAUAUGUGGAUCUCAGAAAAGGUCGUGCAAGUGAUAUGUAACCCUAUCACGGGAAAGUAUGCGAUCUUACCUAACCUGAUCAGAAACUCGACAAUGAGCUUUUUUGGGUUUGAUCCGAUUGACAGCCAAUACAAAGUGUUGAUCAGGAAACAUAUAGCUUAUAAUGAUCACUAUAUUUUGACAUUAGGAACUGGAAAAAUGAGGUGGAGGAAGAUCCAAUGUCCCUUAAUCCAUGGUUUUAGUUGUGAAGGGAUAUGCAUCAAUGGGGUUUUGUAUUACUUAGCUUACAAAUUUGAUAUAACGUCUGAUGAUAAAACUCACUUGCUAGUUUGCUUUGAUGUUAGGUCUGAAAAAGUCAAGUUUGUUGAUGCAAACUGCGUUUUUGAUGAUUGGUCUACUACAUUGAUAAACUAUAAGGGUAAAUUCGGUGUUAUUAAUUGGAAGUAUGAUGAUGCUUAUGCCAUUGAGUUGAGUAUGUGGGUUCUAGAGGAUGAGAAACAUGAAUGGUCAAAAUAUGUCUACACUUUUCCGGAGAUUAAUAAAGCCCAUGAUCUCGACCUUAGACUUGAUGGAGUGACUGCUGCAGGUGAAAUUGUAUUUUCAAGGUGGAAAUCUACAUGUAAACCGUUUUAUGUUUUAUACUACAAUCCCGGAAGGAACACUCUCCAAAACGUUGAAAUCCAAGGUUUUGGAGAUAUUCAUGAAGCGUCUCGGCCUCAUUGCAGUGUUUAUACCACUGUAGAUUAUGUAGAGGAUCUUAGUGUUAACGAUGCAAAACAACUCAAUUCAAGCAUCUAUGCUCCAUCUCUGAAGAACAAGCGUAGCCUAAAUAUCAUUAUGAAAAGGCCAAAACCACAACAUUGGGAAGAAGUAAGAGAAAGGGACAAGGAUAAGAGGUAUGAUGAUGGUGUGAGUAGAGAGAUACACAAAGAGAGAAGAAAUGAAAGAGACAAUAGGGAAGAUGAAGAAAGAAGAAUAAGAAGAAGAAGACGCCGCUAUGAGCGGAGAGAUAGAGACGAUCAUUGGAGUGAUAAACAAUAUAAGAAGAGAAUGGAAAGGUGAAAGCAAUGGGGCAUUUCAUCUAUGCGCUCAUGUCCUUUAGUUGGAUAGACAGAAAUUUUGGAGAGAAUCGUAUGUACCUUCUUAUAAAAAAAUAUUCAGCUCAAUAAUAUCUUCCCCCACGGUAAUGAAUACAAAAAUCAGUUGUAGAGUUUAUAUAGACAGAGAGCUCUGUUUUUGGGCGCCA
This is a messenger RNA of Arabidopsis lyrata subsp. lyrata, 1633 nucleotides long. Its product is annotated as putative F-box protein At5g42430. Lineage: Eukaryota; Viridiplantae; Streptophyta; Magnoliopsida; Brassicales; Brassicaceae. Gene Ontology annotation, molecular function: protein binding. The coding region runs from base 46 to 1449 and encodes 467 amino acids. The transcript has a single exon. The record is from RefSeq and is a predicted model, not a curated record.